Molecule: messenger RNA, 8206 nt
Organism: Pelecanus crispus (Dalmatian pelican)
Lineage: Eukaryota; Metazoa; Chordata; Aves; Pelecaniformes; Pelecanidae
Source: RefSeq, a predicted model, not a curated record
GGACGACGACGACUCAGACUACCCCGAAGAGAUGGAGGAUGAAGACGAUGCCAGUUAUUGCACUGAGAGCAGCUUCAGGAGCCACAGCACCUACAGCAGCACCCCAGGUAGGAGAAGACAAAGAGUGCAUCGUCCUCGUUCUCCAAUAUUGGAAGAAAAAGAUAUCCCGCCCUUGGAGUUUCCUAAAUCCUCAGAGGACUUAAUGGUGCCUAGUGAGCAUAUAAUGAAUGUUAUUGCCAUCUAUGAGGUACUAAGGAACUUUGGCACUGUUUUACGCCUCUCUCCUUUUCGUUUUGAGGACUUCUGUGCUGCUCUGGUAAGUCAAGAGCAGUGCACACUUAUGGCAGAGAUGCAUAUAGUGCUUUUAAAAGCAGUUUUACGUGAAGAAGACACUUCAAAUACUACCUUUGGACCUGCUGACCUCAAAGAUAGCGUUAAUUCCACUUUGUAUUUCAUAGAUGGAAUGACGUGGCCAGAGGUUCUGCGGGUAUAUUGUGAGAGUGACAAGGAAUACCAUCAUGUUCUUCCUUACCAAGAGACAGAGGACUAUCCUUAUGGACCAGUAGAGAAUAAAAUCAAAGUUCUGCAGUUCUUAGUGGAUCAGUUUCUUACAACAAACAUUGCACGUGAAGAGUUAAUGUCAGAAGGUGUUAUUCAGUAUGAUGAUCAUUGUAGGGUUUGUCACAAACUUGGGGAUUUGCUUUGCUGUGAAACUUGUUCAGCUGUGUACCAUUUGGAGUGUGUGAAACCACCUCUUGAAGAGGUACCAGAAGAUGAAUGGCAGUGCGAGGUCUGCGUAGCACAUAAGGUGCCUGGAGUAACUGACUGUGUUGCUGAAAUCCAAAAAAAUAAACCAUAUAUUCGACAUGAACCUAUUGGAUAUGACAGGCAUAGACGAAAAUACUGGUUCCUGAACAGAAGAAUCAUUAUAGAGGAAGAUUCAGAAAGUGAGAAAGAUAAGAAAAUCUGGUACUAUAGCACAAAAAUACAGCUGGCAGAGUUAAUUGAAUGCCUAGACAAAGAUUACUGGGAAGCUGACCUAUGCAAAACUCUGGAAGAAAUGCGUGAAGAAAUUCAUCGGCACAUGGAUGUGACAGAAGACCUUACUAAUAAAGCAAGGGGCAACAAUAAGUCUUUCCUUUCUGCAGCAAAUGAUGAAAUUUUGGACAUUAUCAGAGCAAGAAAAGGAGAAAUAGUAGAAGAUAAAAACACAGCAGACGAUGAAGCAGAAAAGGCCAAAAGUGAUGCUGAUAAUGACCAGACAGAUGCUGAGAGAGGCAAGGAAGAAUCUGGAGACCAGGAUAAAUCUGAGGAAACACCCACUGAGCAAGAUGUGGAAAAAGUGAAAACAGAAGAGGCAACAGUCGUUGGGGAUAAAAGUAACUCUGUGACAUCAAGCACUGAUGACAACAACACAAAUCCUUCUGCAGGAGAGACUAGUUGCUCUGAAGGCAAGAACGCAAUGGGGUGUCAGUCAGAAACCCUUGAUAGCAACAACGUGGCAGAGAAGAAGGUGGCAUCAGAGCUCCCUCAGGAACUCUCAGAAGAAACUGGUCAGAUGAUCCCUAGCAACAGUAGCAGUGCAUCUGCUGCACCCCUACACUCAGAUGUUGAAAACAGCAACGGUAGUGAGUUGGGCUCUGGGCAGAGUGACUCCAUCAAGACGCCUGAUGAUGCUGAGAAUGCAGAGAGGGGAUCCCAGACUUCAGAGGACAUAGGAGAGAAAUCUAAUGGUGAAAGAAGUGAUUCUCCAGGCGCAGGAAAAGGCACGCCAGGUUCGACGCGAAUGCUCACAAGAUUACGAAAUCCAGAUAGCAAGUUGAGCCAGAUGAAAAGCCAGCAGGUUGCUGCUGCAGCACAUGAAGCAAAUAAGUUAUAUAAAGAAGGCAGAGAGGUUCUGGUGGUCAACUCUCAAGGUGAAGUCUCCCGAAUGAACACAAAGAAGGAAGUUGUGAUGAAAGGAAAUAUCAACAAUUAUUUCAAAUUAGGGCAAGAGGGGAAGUAUCGUGUUUAUCACAAUCAGUAUGCCACUAAUUCAUUCGCAUUGAACAAGCAUCAGCACAGGGAGGACCACGACAAGAGACGACAUCUCUCGCAUAAAUUCUGUCUGACUCCUGCUGGAGAGUUCAAAUGGAAUGGGUCUGUACAUGGGUCCAAAGUUCUUACCAUAUCCACUUUGAGGCUAACUAUUAUUCAGCUAGAAAACAAUAUCCCGGCAUCAUUCCUUCACCCUAACUGGGCUUCCCACAGGUCUAACUGGAUUAAGGCUGUUCAGAUGUGCAGCAAACCUAGAGAAUUUGCACUAGCGCUGGCUAUAUUGGAAUGUGCAAUUAAACCGGUUGUGAUGCUGCCAAUCUGGCGGGAAUCGUUGGGGCAUACUAGAUUACGCAGAAUGACAGCAAUAGAAAGAGAAGAGAAGGAGAAAGUGAAAAAAAAAGAGAGAAAACAAGAAGAAGAAGAAACAAUGCAGCAAGCUACCUGGGUGAAAUACACAUUUCCUGUCAAACAUCAGGUUUGGAAGCAAAAAGGAGAGGAAUAUAGAGUAACGGGAUAUGGUGGCUGGAGCUGGAUUAGUAAAACACAUGUCCACAGGUUUAUGCCCAAACUGCCUGGAAAUACUAAUGCAAAUUACAGAAAGUUGCUACCGACAAAGAGCGAAGAUGAAAAAUGCAACUUGGAUAAACGAAAAGGUCCAGUUAAGGUAAAAACAGAGAAAGACAGAGCAAAGGAUUCUCAUGAUCUGCAAGCAAAAGACAAAGCAGAUGUUUCAGAAAACAUGGAUAAUGUACAAGUGAAAGAAGAAAAGUCACGUGAAGAAAAAGUAGAAGUCGAUACAAUUUCUGAAAAUUUAGAUCACGCAAAAGACAAAGUGGAAAAAGAAAUCGAUGGUGAAAAUAAAGUCAUCAAGGAAGAACCUAUGGAUGUAGAUGAUGUGAAAAUUGAAUCCCCCAUAAAAGACGAGGAUAGUCAUUGUAAGCUGGAUAUAAUCAAUGUCAGCGAGGGAUUUCAUUUAAGGACUUGCUACAAAAGGAAAGUAAAAUCAUCAAAAUUAGAUGGACUACUUGAGAGGCGAAUAAAACAGUUUACACUGGAAGAAAAACAACGUCUAGAAAGGAUGAAACUGGAGGCUAGCGCUAAAACAGUAGGCAUUCGAUCUGUAAGCCCCCAGAAAAACAUAAACGAGCUACAGAUGAGAAAAGUAAACGAAGGAAGCCAGUUCGACAUGUCUUCCCAAGAGCAAAACUAUAUUCCAAAUAAGACCCAAACUGAAGAUGCAGAACAGGACUGCUUGCCGAUCAGCAGCAGCUCUUGUACCAAAACUGGUGAGCUAGAUGAACCCUCUUUGCCUUUGACAAACAGGCUAUCAAAAAGAGAAGGCCAGCUACUGGAUGAAGACUCACCUCAGUCCUCUGAAGGUGAAAGCUCCAUUCAGAAUGAUAGUAAAGAAAACAACCCUGAACCUAUGACUGCUGAUAAGUGUCAAGGACAAGAGGGUCUUGGAGAGUCUGAGAGUUCCUUUGUGGAUGGCUUGAAACAAACAAAUGCAGAAGGUAGAAGCAAAUGGGAUGCUUCAGAAACAAGCAAAAAACCUUUGAAACAAAAACUACCUGUUACCAGUGUGUCUCAGUGUGAACAUGAAAACUUAGAGCCAGCGGUAACUGAAAGCAGCUGUAGAAAAGAUGCUCUGGCCACUCUUGAAAAAACAGAUUCGGAAGGCAAUUCUGAACAGCAGAGCAAAGAUCCAGAAAACAAUUGUAUGAUGAAAAGCCAUAUUGAACCAACAUCCUCUCAAGAAAGUGAAAUGGAGGAAGAAAUUGCUCCAGGGAAGACUGAAAGUAAAUCUGAAAACAAGGUUAUAUUUCACCAAAAAUCAGUUAGUAAAGACCUAGAACCAUUUAAAACAGAGCUAAUUUCAGAAAGAAACCUUGAAAGUCAAACUCUGGAACACAUGGAUGAGGUAGAAGUUGAUGAGGAUUUACUGAGCUCUAAACUAACGGAGGCUAACGGUCAAAAGAAAGGUCAGGAACUGAAAGUGGAGACAAGUACCAUAAACAAAUAUCUUGAUCAGACAAAUCUAAAUAGUGUUGCUGACAAAAAGAAUAAUAAAGACGAAGAAACUGAGACAGACUUAGAAAAAUCAGCAUUUCAAAUGAAUGGAAAAGACAAUGACAUUAAAGUAUUAUCAAAUGAUGACUGCUUAGUUAAAGGUGCCUGUGAAACGAAGGCAGGUGGUGAUAUUGAACCAAAAGUUAAUAAUAUUAAUAAAGCCAUUCCAGAACAUGAAAUAAAACCUUUAAAGGAGCCUUCAGUAAAACCAUUCAUGAAUGGUGACAUCAUGAUAGAGGACACAAAGGACAAAAAUAAUGUGGACCCUAACUCAUGUCUGCAGAGUUCACCUGAGUUUGAAUCUGGAGAGAGUCUUCAGCCACCAGAUGAAAUUCCCAAAUAUGUGCAGAAAACUGAAGAAAAACAGCUUUCUCCUGAGAGAUCUGCCUUUGUUGGUACUGCUUCCACACCAACACAUACUGUCUGUAAAGAAAAUAACCUCAGUAGUGAAGCAGAAUCUAUGGAAACUGAAGUAAUUGAGGAUAAGAAAGUUGCUCCAUCACCUGUAACCUCCUGUGAAGAAUCUAGCUUGAGUAGUGACUUUGCUGAUCAGAACGGUGUACAGGCAUAUAAAAUGGAAAGUAUUAAUGGAGAAAGUAAAACAAAAACUGUUAUUACUGAAGUGACUACCACAACAUCAACUGUGUCUACAGAAUCCAAAACUGUGUUUAAAGUUGCAGAGACUGUAGCUUCUAAUGAUGCAAAAACAACAGUAGUAUCGUCUACAGAAAAUUGUGCCAUAUCCACUGUAACUACCACCACUACUGUAACUAAGCUUACCACUCCAGCUACAGACAGUAACGUUGAUGUCAUUUCUGUGCAAGAGCAUAGUAAAACAGUGGUUACAACAACGGUAACCGAUUCACUGACCACCCCAGAAGGCACGUUGGUGACUUCCAUGACUGUCAGCAAAGAAUAUUCUACAAAAGACAAAGUGAAGUUAAUGAAAUUUGCAAGACCCAAAAAAACUCGUUCUGGAACUGCCUUACCAUCUUAUAGAAAAUUUGUUACCAAAAGCAGUAAAAAAAGCAUAUUUGUUUUACCCAAUGAUGACUUAAAAAAGCUGGCCAGAAAAGGAGGGAUCAGAGAAGUUCCCUAUUUCAAUUACAAUGCAAAGCCUGCCUUGGAUAUCUGGCCAUAUCCAUCCCCAAGGCCAACUUUUGGGAUCACUUGGAGGUACCGACUUCAAACAGUAAAAUCAUUGGCUGGAGUGAGCCUUAUGUUGCGGUUAUUGUGGGCAUGUCUCAAAUGGGAUGAUAUGGCAGGGAAAAAUCCCCCCCGGGGGGGGACAACGCGUGUAGAAACAUCUGAAACUGAAAUUACAACAACAGAAAUAAUCAAGCGAAGAGAUGUUGGUCCAUAUGGAAUCCGGUCAGAGUACUGUAUAAGAAAAAUUAUUUGUCCCAUUGGUGUACCAGAGGCUCCGAAAGAAACUCCAACACCCCAGAGGAAGGGACUGCGAUCAAGUGCACUAAGGCCAAAAAGGCCAGAAACACCCAAGCAAACAGGCCCUGUUAUAAUUGAAAGUUGGGUAGCAGAGGAGGAAUUGGAGCUAUGGGAAAUCAGGGCAUUUGCUGAAAGGGUGGAGAAGGAAAAGGCACAGGCAGUUGAACAACAGGCUAAGGUUAGUGAACAGAAGAAGGCAGAGGAAUUCAAGGCCCAAUUGGAGGCUCAACUAAAACACCAACGAUUGGCUGCCCAGCAGAAACGGCUGGAGCAGCAGAAGCAGAUACCUGCAGCAGGUGUGGCCCCUGCAGUCACUACAGCCAGCAGCACUGCAACUACUGUCUCAACGGCACAGAAAGUUGUGGUAGGCCCUUUAGCGGGCCCAGUCCCCACUGGAACCAAAGUAGUACUUACUACAAAAGUGGGUUCUCCAGCUACAGUAACAUUCCAACAGAACAAGAAUUUCCAUCAGACUUUUGCUACUUGGGUUAAACAAGGCCAAUCUUCAACAGCCACUAGCACAGCUGCCACUUCAGCCACAACCAUUGCCAGCACAGGGCAGACCUUCCAGAUCUCAGGCAGUCCAGUAACGAUGGCAGGGAAAGUGAUAACUAAGCUGCCACUCCCUGCAAACAGCAAGAUUGUUGCCGUCAAUGUGCCAUCAACUCAAGGAGGUGUUGUUCAAGUUCAGCAAAAGGUUUUGGGUAUCAUUCCAUCAACUACAGGUGCAAGUCAAACAUUUACUUCAUUCCAGCCAAGGACAGCAACUGUAACCAUUAGGCCAAAUACCACAGGGACGUUAGGAACAACAAGCACUUCGCAAGUAGUGCAAGGGACACCACUCCGCCCUGGUAUGACAGUAAUACGGACACCACUUCAGCAGUCAACGCUUGGAAAGACCAUCAUUCGAACACCUCUAGUGGUGCAACAAGGUAUUCUUCCAGCCAGUCAGACGCAGCAAGUGGUGACUCAAAUAAUCAGGGGUCAGCCUGUCUCAACAGCAGUUUCUAGUACCAGCACAGCUUCUUCCAGUGCUGGACAGAAGACCGUCACAAGUCCUGGAACACCACCUCAGCAAAUACAGCCACAAACUACAUCGCAGCCCCCUCGCCCUCAGCAGGGACAAGUAAAGCUUACUAUGGCCCAACUCACGCAACUAACACAAGGACAGGGUGGCAGUCAAGGAUUAACUGUGGUAAUUCAGGGACAAGGUCAAACUACUGGUCAAUUACAAUUAAUCCCUCAGGGUGUGACUGUAAUACCUGGUCCAGGACAACAGCUUAUGCAAGCAGCUAUGCCAAAUGGUACAAUUCAAAGAUUUCUUUUCACCCCACUACCAGCAGCUGCUACUACAGCUAGCACAACUACAACAACAGUUUCUACGUCAACCUCAGCUACAGGGGAACAGAAGCAAGCUCUACAGGCACAGCCAACAUCAGUGCUGCCGCCAGCUCAGCCGCAGCCUCAGAGUCAGCAGCAAGCCCAGCCUCAAGUGCAGAAUCAGAGUGCUCAGCCUGUGCCGCUGGCCCAGCCACAGGCACCUCAGCCGGCGCUUCAGCCUGAAACUCAGACCCAGCCUGAAUCUCAGACUCCAGCAUCUGUUGACUCUCCAGUCACACCUGAAGCACAGUCGUCUAAAUCUCCAGUUCAGUCUCCAGCACAGACCCAGGCUCAAGGGCAAUCUCCAGUGCAAGUCCAGAGUCAGCCGCAGACUGCAAUCCUUCCACAAGGCCAGUCCCAAGUCCAGCCUCAGCAACCAGCUCAGGUGCAGACUACAACCCAACAACAGAUUCAGAUGCAGCCCCAUGCUCCCAUACAAAUUCAAGCUCAGCUGCAGCAAUCACAACCUCAGGUUCAGACUUCGGUCUCAACCCUUCCAACUACUCAAAGUUUAAAUCAGGUUCCUGUGCAAUCCCCAACUCGUCCUCAGCUGCAACUCCAGCAGCCUCCAACAAAAGUUAUUACAGUGCCUCAGCUUCAGCAACAAGUCCAAGUUCUCUCUCAGCUUCAGUCACAUGUUGUGGCUCAGAUACAAGCCCAACAAGGCAGUGUGCCCCAGCAGAUCAAGCUUCAGUUACCUAUUCAGAUCCAACAAACUAGCCCAGUACAGGCUCACCAGAUUCAGAAUGUGGUAACAGUUCAAGCAGCUAGUGUUCAGGAGCAGCUGCAGAGAGUUCAGCAGCUCAGGGAGCAGCAACAGAAGAAAAAGCAGCAACAGAUAGAAAUUAAACGUGAGCACACCCUUCAGGCUUCUAAUCAAAGUGACAUUAUCCAGAAACAGGUGGUUAUGAAACAGAAUGCUGUCAUAGAACACUUGAAACAGAAGAAGACACUGACUCCGGCUGAGAGGGAAGAAAAUCAGAGAAUGAUUGUGUGCAACCAAGUGAUGAAAUAUAUUCUGGAUAAGAUAGACAAAGAAGAAAAACAGGCAGCUAAGAAACGAAAGCGAGAAGAGAGUGUAGAACAGAAGCGUAGUAAACAGAAUGCUACUAAGCUCUCAGCUCUGCUUUUCAAGCAUAAAGAACAGCUGAAAGCUGAAAUAUUGAAAAAAAGAGCACUUCUGGACAAAGAUCUACAAAUUGAAGUGCAGGAGGAGCUAAAGAAAGACUUGACUAAAAUUAAGAAAGAAAAAGAAAAAGCCCAGGCAGCUGCU